This is a messenger RNA of Dermacentor albipictus, 2341 nucleotides long. The record is from RefSeq and is a predicted model, not a curated record. Lineage: Eukaryota; Metazoa; Arthropoda; Arachnida; Ixodida; Ixodidae.
UGCACUGUGGCUCUCACUUUCUGUAGGCCGGUGUCGAAAGUCGCGCCGUCGCUCCGUCCUCCCUCGGAGGCCGUCACAGCUGAUACGACGCCCGCGGAAGGAGGACAUCGCAGUGUUUGCUAGCGGUGAGUGGACGCUCUAUCUCGCUCGUCUCGUGCGACGAGGGUACCUGUGCGCCACAGUUUCAAAGUAGCAGCUGCAGCGCAGGAAAUCAAGGCGCAACCCACAGGAACCGGCACAAUGACCACUGCCACCAGCAACAAACUCCAGCCCAUCUUCCAGUUGAUUGAUGGUAUCAAGAUACCGCUCGGCUUUGACGGUGAAAAACUGCGUUCGGCUCUGAAGUACCAGGCCUCGAGCGGUGACAUUUUCAUCGACACGUUCCCCAAGUGUGGAACCAACUGGACCAAGCGCAUUGUGGAAUUGCUGAUUGGCGGCGAAGAUGUUGCGUCUCAGAAGGACGGCUACGGCCUAGCGACCACAUUCUUCGAGAUGGUGGGCAAGGACACCAUAACAGCUCUGCCAGAGCCGAGGAUUGUCACUACGCACCUUGCAUACCAGCUCGUCCCGAAGCACCCGGAUGCAAAGUACAUAUACGUGGUGAGAAACCCCAAGGACUGCUGCGUGUCCUUCUUCCACCACACUAAGAAGACGAAGGCGUACCACUUCGAGCAAGGCACAUUCGAGGACUACCUGCAGCUGUUCAUAAAGGGAGAGACGAGCUUCGGUGAUUACUUCGAGCACUUGGUCUCGUGGUACCCUCACGUCGAUGAGCCCAACGUUCUCUUUCUCACGUACGAGGGAAUGAAGAAGGACCCGGCGGCUGCUGUACUCAAAAUAGCGAAGUUUCUGGACGUCCGCGACGCAGAGUUACUUGAUGCUGAUUCCAACAGGUUCAAAGAGGUCGUGAGGGACAGCAGCAUCGACGCCAUGAAGGAGCACUACAACGCGAGCUACCAGAAGGCCCUGGGAGGCAACGGCGUCGACCAGUGGAUCGAGAGGAAGGACUACCCGCUGGCCCGGGCCCCUCCGCCGCCCGACGUCAUGGUGCGCAAGGGCAUCGUCGGCGACUGGCGCAACCAUUUCACGGCCGACCAGUCGAGGCGCAUCGAGCGCGCCUUCGUCGAGAAGUGCGGUCACGUCGUCGACCACCGGAAGAUCUGGAACCCCGAAGACUGGAUGGAGAACGUGGCGUAACACUGGCAGGUCCACUCGGCGUGGUAGCACCGACGCUGUGGGGCGAACACUCUAUUCCGAUGGCCCCUUGGUUGACCUGAGUCCCACAGAGAGGCCUUAGAAACGCUGGCGUUAGGUCAAGACACUCGCGAAGCUAAGUAAUGGACAAAUGAGCUCUAGAAUGGCCUCCGGAAAUGUGUCCCGAGGCUGCCCUACCAUCCGUUUAUUUUAAAGAUGGAAGGUGUCCGGGCUGUAAAUAGUUGUGCGGAACAGUAAUGCACAUGAAUUCUGCAGGGAGACUCUAAGCUGUUUGCGAAGGCUCGAAACAUAUAAAUUCAGAAAGGUUCUUUGUGAUUCACUACUGCUUUUGUAAUGUUUUAGUUAUUCAGUAAGGUGAUUGUGGAGUUGUCAUUGAUUUUGAAAUAUUUAGGAUGUAACGCAGCGAAAAAUGAGUGACAUUAUGCUUAGGGCAUGUCCUCAUGGUGCUCGUAUCCCCUUUGAGGGCGUCAUGUAUUCAUAGCAGCCAGAGUAUUAUAACUUCACACCAUCAGGGCACUCUCAUAUGAAACGGUGUAAGAUAAGGUAACAAUGAAUUUUUUUGUUCCAGUACUUCAUAUGUAAUGUUCGAAGAAUACCUCGUGCAGCGCGUUACAAGCAGCGUUGUACCACCCCUUUUCUCAAAAAUUUCUCCAAAUGCGCGCCAAGGCACGGAAAAUAAUAUACACCUUAACUGAACGGUACAGUAUAUAUAUUUAUUAGCAGCUCGACAAUUUCGAGCAUUCACAUCAAAAAGCACCGCGAACAGAGUAGAGAGCCUGAUGUUCAAUGUCUCUGUAGCGCUCAAUUCUCAAAAUAUGGGUCAGCCGGCAUAGCAAAAACAAAUCUCGUCAACGGAUAUAGUGGUUAGUUACGCCUGGCAGACUGACAAGUGUCUGUUCACAUUGACGACAUCGGCGCAUUGGUCCCACAAGAAAUAUAGAUAAUAAGUUCCACAUACGAUUUAUGAUAAGAUUGAGCACCGUUGAAGACGUUGGCAAGUGCUGGCUGCAGCCAAACAAGGGUAUGUACAUAAGGACAUCAUCGCAACACGCAGCAGGCCGAGCUCUAAACGUUGGAUAAACAUAUCACUAUAAAAAGGGGAGAAGAAUAAAGUUUGAUCUUGUUA